UGCAUCUCUCCCCAGCCCCGGCCCCGUGUGCCCAGCAGCAUGGCUGAGCUGGAGGGCCUCGAGUUCGGGAAGUCUGACUUCGUGCUCCUCGACGAGGUGACCAUGGAGCAGUUCCUGGCCAACCUGAAGCUGAGGUUCGAGAAGGGGCGGAUCUACACGUACAUCGGGGAGGUGGUGGUGUCAGUGAACCCCUACCGGGCCACGGAGCUGUACGGCCGGGACGUCAUUGAGCAGUACCGUGGGCGCGAGCUCUAUGAGCGGCCCCCCCACCUCUAUGCUGUAGCUGAUGCCGCCUACAAGGCCAUGAAGCGCCGUGCCAAGGACACCUGCAUCGUCAUCUCCGGGGAGAGUGGUGCUGGCAAGACAGAAGCCAGCAAGUACAUCAUGCAGUACAUCGCGGCCAUCACCAACCCCAGCCAGCGCGCCGAGGUGGAAAGGGUGAAGGACGUGCUGCUCAAGUCCAACUGCGUGCUGGAGGCCUUUGGCAAUGCCAAGACCAGCCGCAAUGACAACUCCAGCCGCUUUGGCAAGUACAUGGACAUCAACUUCGACUUCAAGGGUGACCCCACCGGCGGCCACAUCCACAACUACCUCCUUGAGAAGUCUCGCAUCCUCCAGCAGCAGCCGGGCGAGAGGAACUUCCACUCCUUCUACCAGCUGCUGCUUGGGGCCUCGGACACGUUGCUGAACUCCCUGCACCUGACCCGAGAUGCCGCAGCUUACCGCUACACCCAGGAGAGCGCUGGUACCAACUCCAUGAACAACGACAAGUCCAACUACAAGGCGGUAGCGGAUGCCAUGCAGGUGAUCGGCUUCAGCCCUGAGGAGGUGGACUCCGUGCACAGGAUCCUGGCCACCAUCCUGCACCUGGGCAACGUGCACUUCGUGAUGCCCGGGGAAGCAGUGGAGGUGGAGGACAUGGCGCUUGUGUCCCACGUGGCAACGCUGACGGCAACAGAGCCGGAGAAAUUGCUCCAGGCCCUGCUCUACCGAACUGUGGCCGCUGGGAGCGGUGAGGUUAUUGCCAAGGGCCACAGCACCACGGAGGCCAGCUACGCCCGGGACGCCUGCGCGAAGGCUAUCUACGAGCGGCUGUUCUGCUGGAUCGUGGGCCGCAUCAACGCCGUCAUUGAGGUGCAGAACUACGACCCCCGGCUGCACGGCAAGAACACCGUCAUCGGCGUCCUUGAUAUCUAUGGCUUUGAGAUCUUCGACUGCAACAGCUUCGAGCAGUUCUGCAUCAAUUACUGCAACGAGAAGCUGCAGCAGCUCUUCAUCGAGCUCAUCCUGAGGCAGGAGCAGGACGAGUACCAGCGGGAGGGCAUCGAGUGGCAGCACAUCGAGUACUUCAACAACCAGAUCAUCGUGGACCUGGUGGAGCAGCCGCACAAGGGCAUCAUCUCCCUGCUAGAUGAGGCCUGCCUGACGGCCGGCACCGUCACUGAUGCUCUCUUCCUCAACUCCAUGGAUUCCCGGCUGGGCCGGCACCCCCACUACACCAGUCGCAAGCUCUGCCCCACAGACAAAACCCUGGAGUUCGGCCGGGAUUUCCGCAUCCGGCACUAUGCCGGCGAUGUCACGUACUCGGUGGAGGGUUUCAUUGACAAGAACAAGGACACCCUCUUCCAGGACUUCAAGCGGCUUCUGUACAACAGCGCAGACCCCGUGGUGCAGGCCAUGUGGCUGGACGGCGAGGCCAGCAUCACCGAGGUGACCAAGCGCCCGCUGACGGCUGCCACCUUCUUCAAGAACUCCAUUGUGGCACUGGUGGAGAACCUGGCCUCCAAGGAGCCCUACUACGUGCGCUGCAUCAAGCCCAAUGACCACAAGUCGCCCAUGGCCUUCGACGAGGAACGCUGCCGCCACCAGGUCGCCUACCUGGGGCUACUGGAGAACGUGCGUGUGCGACGCGCCGGCUUUGCCUCCCGCCAGCCCUACGGCCGCUUCCUGCUCCGGUACAAGAUGACAUGUGAGUACACAUGGCCCAACCACCUGAUGGCCACGGACCAGGAGGCCACGCAGGCGCUGGUGGACCAACAUGGGCUGCAGGGUGAGGUGGCCUAUGGGCGCUCCAAGCUCUUCAUCCGCACACCCCGCACCCUCGUGGCACUGGAGCAGGCGCGGGCCCAGCUCGUGCCCAUCAUCGUCCUGCUGCUGCAGAAGGCAUGGCGAGGUGCCCUGGCGCGGAGGCGAUGCCGGCAGCUGCGCGCCAUCUACACCAUCAUGGACCACUUCCGGCGGCACAAGGUGCGGGCCUACCUGCGCGAGCUGUGCCGGCGCUUCCAGGGCGUGCGCACCAUGCCUGAUUACGGCCGUAGCGUGACCUGGCCCCCCCCACCCGCCGUGCUCGCCCGCUUCCAGGACCACAGCCAGCAGCUCUUCCGCAGGUGGCGAGCCCGGCAGAUCGUCAAGAACAUCCCGCCCUCGGACAUGGCACAGAUCAAAGCCAAGGUGGCGGCCAUGGAGGCCCUGCAUGGGCUGCGGCCAGACUGGGGCUGCCAGCGGAGCUGGGCGCGGGACUACUUGUCCUCGGAGGUGGAGAACCCCACACUGGCCCUCCAGUUUGCCCGCAGGGUGCAAGCGCUGAAGGACAAGGUGCAUUUCGGCUUUGUGCUCUUCUCCUGCCACGUCCGCAAGAUCAACCGCUGCAACAAGAGCCGGGACCGAGCCAUCCUGAUCACGGACCAGCACCUCUACAAGCUGGAGCCCCGCAAGCAGUACCGUGUCAUGCGCAGCCUGCCCCUCAGCACGGUGACGGGAGUGAGCGUGACCAACGGGCAGGACCAGCUGGUGGUCUUCCACACCUGCACCCACAACGACCUGGUGGUCUGCUUCCACAAGAUGCAGCCGGCGGGGGACAACCGGGUCGGGGAGCUGGUGGGCGUGCUGGCCGACCACUGCAAAGCGACCAGGCGGGAGCUGGAGGUGCGCGUGUCCGACUGCAUCCAGAUAAGCCUGCGGGGCAAGAAGAGGCUGGUGGCCGUGGAGACGCGCCCCGAGGCCGCCAUGCCCGACUUCGGCAAGAGCCGCAAUGGCUUCGUGCUCUACUGGCCGCAGAGCUGAGAUCAGGGGGCUUGGGGGCCUGCCUAGCCCUGGCCCAGAGGGUGGAAGGAGCUGAUGUCACCCCUCCACCCAGCCAAGGCUACGUCUGGGCCAGGAGGGCCCCACAAGCUGCCCGGCCCUGCCCAGAAGCCCCCAGGACCCGCGCUGGCUCCCCACUUGGAGGAGAGGCCCGACCACCCCGGCCCUUGAGGAGCCAGACAGCCAUCGGCUGGCAGAGCCGGCUCCAGCCCCGCGCCCCUCCCUGCCGGCUUCGCACCUUCUUGCCCUCUGCCCUGACCUGCUGGCUGCCCCCGGUGCCCCUGUCACCCUCCAAAGAGGGACAGCCCAGACCCUGCUUGCAUUGCUGCCAGGGCUGGAGCUCCCCUCCGCCUCCUUACAGGAUGAAUGCUCCAGUGCCACACGUUCAGAUCAGAGAGGAGCCCAGCCUGGGCACCUG
Gavialis gangeticus (Gharial) is the source of this 3499-nucleotide messenger RNA. RefSeq names its product myosin IG (gene MYO1G). The record is from RefSeq and is a predicted model, not a curated record. Bases 40 to 3063 code for a protein of 1007 amino acids. Gene Ontology annotation, biological process: vesicle transport along actin filament; actin filament organization. NCBI's taxonomy places the organism in Eukaryota, Metazoa, Chordata, Crocodylia, Gavialidae. Gene Ontology annotation, molecular function: actin filament binding; microfilament motor activity; ATP binding. Gene Ontology annotation, cellular component: plasma membrane; cytoplasm; microvillus. The transcript has 22 exons.